UGUGUGAGAGAGAGUAUGACAGAGAGAGAGCACAGGGCGUUGCAAGCAAGGGGGGAAAUAUUGAUGAGGAUGAUGGACCUGAUGACGAAGAGUAGAACAAUGUGAUGAUGUGUGGUUCUGGACGAGACUGGAAUCUCUAAUUAAAUCAUAUCAGACAGUCUGAAGAGAAGAGGCAUAGUGACGAGAGAGGAUAAAAGCUAACAGACGGCCCCCACCAAGUCAUUUCCCAGUUCACUCCACUGCCAAGUACUGUACAAGCAUCAAUGGACCUGUCAAUCAUCCUCCACACCUUUCUCCUCCUCUUUUCCAUCAGUGGAGUUCUUGGAGUGUGCCCAGAUGGAUGCCAGUGCAGAGACAGCAAAAUCCUCUGUCAAGGCAGGUCAAUCACAGAGUUCCCGUCCUCAGUGCCUGGCUCUACCACCAACUUCUACAUCUCCAACACCAACAUUACCACUCUCAAACCCCAUGACUUGGCUGCUUUUGCCGAGGCCCUUGGCAUCUUUGUGGUCAAAGACACUGGGAUCAGAGAGGUGUUCCCUGGCACCUUUGACCUCAGUCAUAACCUGGGUGCCCUGGGCUUCACCGGCACUGAGCUGAAAGACCUGCCUGAGGCCCUGUUUCUAAAUCUGGUGAAGCUGGAAUCUCUGACUCUGAGCGGCAACAAGUUCCUGGUGCUCCGCCCUGCCUGGCUCAACUCCCUCACUGCUCUUAGGAACCUGGACAUAGGCAAGAACCUCAUCACGUCUGUACCUGAGGAGGCCUUUCGCUCCGUCACUGAGCUGCAGCAUCUCUCCCUAGCCAGGAAUAACAUCAGUCAGUUCUCAAGGGACACCUUCAGGGGCCUGAGAAAUCUCAAAUCCCUGCGUCUGAACCGAAACGCUCUCAAGGAGAUCCCUGCUGGAGCGUUGGAUGACCUGGUGAGCCUGGAGGAGAUUUCUCUGCAGGAUAACGACAUCACUCAUCUCCCCGCUAACCUGUUCUCCCAGCUGCAGAGCCUGCAGAAGCUUUAUCUCUCCAGCAACCGGCUGACUUCCCUCCCACAGGGGAUUUUCCUCAACCUCCCAAACUUGGCCCAGAUCUCCCUGUAUGAGAAUGAGCUCCAGAGUCUGUCCCCAGGGGUUUUUGGGCCCAUGGCCCUGAAGGAGCUGUGGCUGUAUGACAACCGGCUGACACGCCUGGAGGACAAAACCUUCAGCAACCUGACCCAGCUACGUCUGCUGGUGCUGAGCCGGAACCAGAUCAGCUCUGUGUCCCCCAGGGCCUUCAGUGGGCUGGCCGAGCUGGGGGAAGUUUCCCUGCACACCAACUUCCUCACCAGCCUGCAGGAAGGGACCUUCCAGGGGCUGCCCAAGCUGGUCAACAUCUCCCUCAAGCACAACUACAUCAGAUCCCUCCCCGCAGGGCUUCUCCAGGGCCAGUCCCAACUUGGCCAGCUGGUCCUCCACAACAACUCCCUACCCAACCUGCCCUCACAGCUCCUCAGCACCCUAACGGUGGCCAAGGAGGUGCUGCUGGCUGACAACCCCUGGAGGUGCGACCAAGACAUUGUGCCACUGCGAGACUGGCUAACACGGCACCCCACCAAGACCAACCUCAGUGCUGUGGUGUGCCUCACGCCCUCUGCCCUGAGCGGUUACAGCAUAGCAAACCUGACCAACGACGAGCUGAUGCAGGAUACUACGACAGCCGUCCCUGAUAUCGCCCCCACAGAGAAGAGGAGGAAACCCCACACCCCCCCUCCCAAGACAAGCACCCCCUCUCCUGCUGCAGAGGCCACACCCACCCAGGAGCAGGGGGAGGACACCGGCAGUGGACGGGGGAACGGAGAGGGCGUGUCCAGGAACACGCAGAUCAUUAUUACCGCGGUGGUCUGCACCGCCGUCAUCACCAGUCUCAUCGUCUGCUGCGUCUGUUGGAGGAGGAACAAGAGAGGCAGCCGCAAUCUUGGCCGCAGGAACAAAAACAACUCAGUCAUCUAGACUGGCCCAGAGGCCUGAGAACCACAUAGGAGGUGUACUGUACAGUAAUGCUGAACAUGCCAGAGCAAACAACCUUCUGAUGUGGUUUUUCCCAAACAUGUAAGCACAGGAACCCAUCAUGUCUCUAUUAAGAACCCAUGACCAAGGACAGACGAGCUUGGCCCUGACUUUUGGGAAACUCCACUCUGAUGGAAUAAGUGGCUCUGAUUGGGAUUCCAUAAUAUGAUUGCUAAGUCCCUCUUGAAGCUCUUUAGCAAGCUUGCUGUGGUCUGAUGUUUUGCACAAUUUUUUUUUUUGAUAUCAUAAACUGUAACAAUAAUCACAAAAUGGCAUGGAUGGUAUGCACAAAAUGCCAUGCAUGUUUUUCUUCUCAAUACUGGACAAAUACUUCAUACUGAACAAAUCUAAUGCUCAACAUAUAUCUAAUCACAUAGCUGUUGAUUUUCAAGUAAAGCUUUCUUUCUAUGAUUUACUAACUGAAAUUAGGCUUGUUAUUGUGUAAUUUUUAUAUCAAGACUUAUUGCAGUAAUUCAUAGAUAUACAGUGCAUUCGGAAAGUAUUCAGACCCCUUCCCUUUUUCCACAUUUUGUUACGUUACAGCCUUAUUCUAAAAUGGAUUAAAUUGUUUAGUUUUUUUCUCAUCAAUCUACACACAAUACCCUAUAAUGACAAAGCAAAAACAGGUUUUUAGAAAAUGUCUUAAAUAUCACAAUGUAAGUAGCUCUCCGAAUGCACUGUAGGCUGGUUUCAUCUCAUAGCAAGUGGUUCUGCUUCACACACACAAAUCAAGUAAAAUGACUGACUGUAUUAUUUAAUAAAUACACUACAUAUUAGUGAUAUUCUGAAAUGCUUAAGAGACAAGGGUUCAUUGUGUGGCACAGUGUGUUAAAAAUUAAAUUUUAACAACAACAAUGUGUUCAAUUGAUGUGAGGGCAUUCAACUUCUCUUCAUCAGUAUUUGAUCAAGUUGCACAUCACAAACAUCUUCAGGAAAACUGAAGCCUGGCUAUUGGAGUGAGAAGUCAACACACUAAUCAAAUUUGGAUUGCAUUCUGAGUAGGCUACAACAGAGAUUCAUGAUCAGAUGGGUUUAUGCCAGGUUUCAUGAUGCGGUUGGCUGGGGUUCACAUUAAGAGCUCUGCAAUGACCUUGGCACCCAGUGGUUGUGCGUAGGCGAGAUUCUGACUUUAUCCUUGUACAUUCCAUGUGUCUAAUGCUCGCUGAUGGUAUUUAGCGGCGGAAUGUAAAACUUAUCUCAACUGUAUAUUGCAGUGGGUCACAAAUCAACCAAUGGUUUUACAUUUCAUUAGAGUAGACUAUAAAACACUCCCAUCUAGUAGACACAUAAUAAGUCAUAUUUGAUUUGUCAAGCUCAACAAAAUUUCACAAAUCAUAAAAUUCAGAGGCUAAAGCAAGGUUAGUUGACUAGCUAACUAGGCUAAAAUAGUAGGCCUAAAUAGUAUUAGGCUAGUUAUUUGUCACACAGCUACUGUACCUAGAAAAUAAACACAUUACAAUGAGAAAACACACAUUAACCUAGACAAUAGCUAUACUAUCAGGAAAAACGGAGUAUUAGCUGACUAGCUAGUCAGACAGACCAAAUGUAGCUAGCUAGCUGGGUAGCUGAACAGAAAAAAAGUCUGUGAGUGACGGGAAUGUGGUAUAGGUUUGUCUUUAUCACCAGAUACAAAUAAAUAUUUGGUAUCUCCAGCUGGCAAUGAACGAAUGAGAGUUUACAAAAACAAAUGAAUGAAUGAGAGUUUACAAAAACAAUGGUAAGGUAUAAUUAUGAAUGUCUAAUUACAGGUUACCUUAAAUUAAUUCUAGCAUUCGAACAGGAUUCAUCAGUUAUUUUGAAGAGAAAUUGUCUUCAAGAAGCCAAUGCUGUCAAAAAUGACAUGGCCAGUAAUAUACCUACCCAGGCUACAUGAAAUUGCUCAUAAAGAAUAGGCCUUAAUCACUUGUGUUCAUUAUGGAAAAAGAUAGUAGGCCUUGUACCGAUCAUUUCAUUUCUGACAGCAUUGGCCUAUUGAAGACAAUUUCUCUUCAAAAUAACCGAUGAAUUGAACAAUAACAUUAUUAUAUGGUACAUAAGUCACAAUACAUUUGAAUAUUGAAUAGAAUAUUGUGAUGACCCUCCCACUCUGUCUGCUGUAUUCUCUCUCUUUGUUCUUGUUUCCUUAUUAGGAUGCCGGUGGGCGGAGUUGGGAGGGUCGUCAGCUACAUGGGAAACACCUGGGACCGGGUGUGUCCCAGGAUAAAUACACCACUUCCCCAUUCAUGGGGGAGACUCUCUCCAUGCAGACACUAUGGUUUAUUUGUAUAUAGGUUACUUUAGUUAAUAAAUAUAUAUUUUGUUA
Salmo salar (Atlantic salmon) is the source of this 4338-nucleotide messenger RNA. RefSeq names its product leucine-rich repeat-containing protein 15-like. Lineage: Eukaryota; Metazoa; Chordata; Actinopteri; Salmoniformes; Salmonidae. Gene Ontology annotation, cellular component: plasma membrane. The record is from RefSeq and is a predicted model, not a curated record. Gene Ontology annotation, molecular function: protein binding.